CCCCCGGAAUGCCAACUGACUACGGAGGGCCUGGAGUAUGCGGGAUUCAAGAACACUGAUGAGGACGGUCGGAAGUGUCAGCCCUGGUUGGGUCGGGCAAACGACAAGCGAUUUUCAGCCUUGGACAUUAUGACAAUCUCCGAUGAAGGCAUAGACAGUAGUCACAACUAUUGUCGCAAUCCUGACGCAGACGCCUACGGUCUCUGGUGCUUCACUGAAGAGGGAACUGGCGAGAGAUGGGGCCAUUGCAUGGUCCCUUUCUGCUAUCAAUUGUAUGAGCGUAUCGCCGUCGAGGGUAAACCAGCAGAAGGAUACCCAGAAUGCUUGCAGACCGCGAUGGGGAAGGAAUACGCAGGUACGACGAGGAUAACGAAGACUGGAAAGCCCUGUCUUCGAUGGGAUUCUCAGCCCUAUGGGAAGCCUGAGGACUUCCACCCCAAUGCAACUUAUGAGGCUCAUUUCCGAUUUGGCAAUUCCACGUUGCAUCAGGAUUUCUGCAGGAAUCCAACGUCUAGGCAGCAGCCCUGGUGCUUCGUCGAAGAUUCAGGCAUCGAAUGGGAAUUCUGCCAAAUUCCCUUUUGCCCCAACUACCCCAGUGAGCUCACUCCAAUCCAUGAAGUCCUG
Molecule: messenger RNA, 624 nt
Organism: Darwinula stevensoni
Lineage: Eukaryota; Metazoa; Arthropoda; Ostracoda; Podocopida; Darwinulidae
Source: the annotation of a GenBank genome assembly